Melanaphis sacchari is the source of this 2744-nucleotide messenger RNA. RefSeq lists its product as uncharacterized. Gene Ontology annotation, biological process: mitotic cell cycle. The transcript is spliced from 8 exons. Bases 328 to 2673 code for a protein of 781 amino acids. The record is from RefSeq and is a predicted model, not a curated record. NCBI's taxonomy places the organism in Eukaryota, Metazoa, Arthropoda, Insecta, Hemiptera, Aphididae.
UUACAAAAUACAAAUAUCAACUUUAAACACUUUAAACGACAUAACAUUUACGACUACAGUCUACGAUCAUCGACUUGCAACUGCUGUAAUUCGAACUUACUGCUACAGUAAUGCAGUAAUACAUUACUUGUCGACGUAUAGAAGUUGAAAACCUUUGUAUUUAGUUGGACGUACGACAAACAUUCAAUUUUCGAGCUCCGAGUUCUUACGAAAUACAAAUUUUUGUAUUUCGGAAUUCGGAGUUCAUUCGGCGAGCAUAAGAGUUACAUUAACCUAAUCUGGCUUAAUUCAGUCAUUAUUAUUAUUUAGCUAUACAUAACUAACAUUAUGUCGUGUCAAAUUACAUAUUCUCGUCAAGUAUUGCAACGAGUUAGUGACCGUAAAAAAAGGAAACUAGCCAUUGACGAUUCAGAUAAAAUAUCAAAUCGUAAUUUAGAUUUAUUCGUAGAUUCUCAGUUAAAAGUGAUCGAAGAUUCUCAAACAUCAUUGAAAGAGCAUAGAGAUUUGUUUGGUGAACUUAUACCACAAGAUGAGUUGGCUAGCAAUGCAGAAACUAAAAACAAAUCAACCAAAAAAACACCAGUAUCAAAGAAAAAGAAACAACCAGGUGAAAAAAUUACAAUUGAUAGUCCAGUAAUUAGACCAAAACGGGUAUUUAUUCCUACUCCAAAAUUCAUGAAGUUAAUGGAGGAGGCGCAAACAGAAUUAUACUCUUUAAUGGGCAUUAACAAAAGUUCAAGUGACGUUUCAGUUGUAACAACUGAUAGUCUUGAUGUCAGUGGAAUACAAGAUUUACAAGAUAGCCCUAUAAAAAGUAUAAGGAAUGAGUCUAAAACAAAUUUAAAGAAUAAUGAUAAUGACAAGGAAUCCCGACAAGUUCUCAAAGGAGUUGUUGCAUUUGUUGAUUACAAGAUUGACAAAGAUCGAAGUGAUUCAAGUAUUACUCAAUGUCUCAUUGAUUUAGGUGCCAAAGUAGAAAAAACAUUCAAUCAAAAAGUUACCCAUGUGAUGUUUUGUGAUGGCUUACGUAGUACCUAUAAUAAAGCAAUCAAACGUAAUAUCCCACUAGUAUCAGCAAGGUGGAUGGAAUACAGUAAAUUAGCUAAUAAGAUGUUGGAUCCACUUGACUACCCUCCCGUUGAUAUGGAAAAAUAUACAAAAACACCAACAACAAAUAUUAAUAUUCCAGUAAGCAAAACAUAUAAAAAAUUUUUAAGACCAAGUAAUAUUGAACGUGACCAGAUAUUUAAAUCUAAUUGUGAUAAUCUUAUGGAAAGAUUUAACAACUUCAAUAUGAAUCUGAAUAAUGAAAAUAAAGAAAACAGUCCUAUCAUUGAAACCGAAGAGAAUGGCCCUAUCAUUGAGACCGAAAAGAACAGUCUUAUCAUUGAAACCGAAGAGAAUGGUCCUAUCAUUGAAACCCCCAAAAAAUCUACUGUUAACAAAUUAGUUGAUCCUUACAAAACAAAUGAUGUUGUCAAUAUAUUAUCUGAUCAGUUAUGUAAAGUAUUAAACAAAAUCGAUAGUCCAGUACCAGAUGACCAAAUUGAAGACCUAUAUAUUCCAAUGUCAAUUAAAGUAUUAAGAAAAUAUCUCACACCCAAUGGGAAGGAAAAUACAACUUAUACAGAAUUAGAUAGUGAACUAGCUAAAAUUGAAGAACGGCUAAAUUUAAAUUUUCAAGCUAGACAACGUUUUCGUAAGCUAUUAUUUCCUUCAGAUAAGAAUUUGUAUAACACGAGCACUGUCAGUGAUUUCCCAUCACCGUCACCUGAAAAAUUGAGAAUCAGUGCUCCUUCAAGGUUAAUUAGUACAAGGAAACGAAAAACAAUGCUUGGUGAUAAAUCGUUAUCUAAUACCAAAAACAUAAAUAGUAAUAAAAAAACACCAACACAAAAUAAUGUUAAAAUGAAUUCCUUAAAAUGGCAAAUACCUUCAGAUCUACGUCCAAAAAAAACAAAAAAAAUCUGUGUUCAAAAAGGAAAAAGCAUUAAAACAACUCAAACCAAAGACACUGUUUCUAGUAUGAUGUCCAGAAAUUCUUCUACAAUAUUUCAAACACCAAAAACCUCUUUAGCUAGCCCUGUAAUAUCACAGUCAAUUGCAUGUAGUGGGAUGACAAAAAGAGAAACAAAUGUUUUAAAAUCAUCUAUACAAGACUUAGGAACAUUCCUUUUUCAUAAUAAGGUGGAACCUUCGACUAAUUUUUUAAUUACCAAACCACGACCAAAUCGAACAUUAAAUAUUGUAUUUGCAAUGGCUUAUGGAUGUUUCAUUGUUUCUGAAAAUUGGGUACAUGAAUCACACAAAAUUGGUAGAUGGCUAUCGCAUGAACAAUAUUUAAUCUCAGAUUUGUCUGAACGUGUUAAAGAAUUUCAAAUACGACGUCAUACAUUUGGAUCAUUAUUAACAUUUCAUAUAUUUGAUAAUGCUGGCAGAAUAUACAUAUCAGAUACCUGUGAUCCGCCUUCUAAAGUUUUAAGACGACUGGUACGUGCAUGCGGUGGCCAUUGUACAAGUACUGUGACUAAAGCCGAUGUAGUGGUUGGUUUUACACCUCAAAUAAAUAAUAAUAUUCAUGAAAAAUGGAUUUUGGAUUGCAUAACCCAAGGGAUAUUGCUUAAUAAAAAUCAGUAUACUAUGAUAGUUAAUACUAGUGAUAUUAUGAUCUAAAAUAAUUUUCACAUGUGUUGAUUUUUAUGUAUAAUUUUAAUUUUGCUUAACUAAUUGUUUUGUUAUUUUAA